AUGACGAAAAUUCGACAAAAACGUGAAGAGGUUACGGCUCAUUUUCAAGAAGCUAACAGUAUAGAAACAGUAUCGAAAUCAAUGACGCUGUCAAAAACGUUUCAAUUGAAAGAAAUGACAGAACAGAACUGCAAAGAGAAUAAUAAUGAUAAAUUGGCGAAAUCAGUGCUGGAGCAUUUGAUGCUUUCGUAUGAUCGUAAAACGAUACCAAUGACAGAAGGCGUUAACGUGAAGGUUGAUCUAAUGGUUCAGGCUAUUUCUAGUAUAUCCGAAAUGACUGCAAGUUUUACUGCCGAUGUGUUUUUUAGCCAGAUUUGGCUCGAUCCUGGAUUGGCGUUCGAAAAUAUUACCAAAUGCUUGGCUAAUUUAACGCUCAGCCAUCGUACCAUUGAUGAUAUUUGGUUGCCCAACGUGUGUUUUCAGAACAGUAAAUCUACCUCAAUACAUAAUAGUCCAACACCAAAUAUAUUUUUGCUUAUCUAUCCGAAUGGCACAAUUUGGGUCAAUUAUCGGGUAAAGGUAGAAGCACCAUGUGAGUUGGAUAUGUCAUCAUUCCCGAUGGAUGUGCAACGAUGUACCAUAACCUUUGAAUCUUAUUCUUUUAAUGUUGAUCGUGUGCGAUUGGAUUGGUUCGAAACAGCUGUUAUUUUGGAUUUGCAGGGAAAAUUGCCAGAUUUUGAAUUAACACAUUAUGCAUGGCAAAAACAACAAUUUUAUUACCCUGCGGGACAAUGGGAUCAGCUGAAAGCAACUUUUUACUUUCGUAGAACCUACGGUUAUUACAUUUUACAGCUAUAUAUGCCGACGUAUGCAUCUGUUUUCAUUAGCUGGAUAGCUUUUUGGAUCGAUUCAAAGUGUUUGCCAGGUCGAAUAACCCUUGGUGUGUCUUCAUUGAUGGCACUUACAUUUCAGUAUGGCAAUGUGGCUCGAAGUUUACCGAAAGUUUCUUAUGUGAAAGCAAUGGAUGUUUGGAUAUUUGCAUCUAUGGGCUUUAUAUUUUUUUCAUUGGUUGAAUUAGCCAUUGUUGGACAUGUUGAUAAAACUGCAAAGAAGGAGGAUAAUCGUCAAGAGGAAACUUCCGACAAAAUGGAAAAUAAGAAAAACUGUGUCAGAUGCAACUACCAAACGAAGGUUCGAAAAAGGCAUAAUGUAUCAUUGGAAGCAUAUGAAGUAACAAAGGAUGCAAAUGAGAUUCACGGACUACAAAAAAUUUGCUAUCACGAAUCGUUGAGUUCUAAGAAUAUUUCAAAAUGGCCGAAAUCUAAAUGGACAGGCGAAAGGGUCGAUAAACUUUGUCAGUUCAUUUUUCCACUAUCAUUCAUAUGUUUUAAUUGCUUUUAUUGGAUAUACUACACCACGGAAUCAUCGGAACAAAUGGCAAGAUUACUGGAUGAUGCCAACUUUACCGGAGGGUCUUUUCUGGUAGUACAGCAAAAUAUCAGAUAA
Cercopithifilaria johnstoni is the source of this 1446-nucleotide messenger RNA. NCBI's taxonomy places the organism in Eukaryota, Metazoa, Nematoda, Chromadorea, Rhabditida, Onchocercidae. The record is from the annotation of a GenBank genome assembly.